Morone saxatilis (striped sea-bass) is the source of this 2303-nucleotide messenger RNA. RefSeq names its product purinergic receptor P2X, ligand-gated ion channel, 5 (gene p2rx5). Gene Ontology annotation, cellular component: nuclear inner membrane; plasma membrane. Gene Ontology annotation, biological process: response to ATP; monoatomic cation transmembrane transport. Gene Ontology annotation, molecular function: purinergic nucleotide receptor activity; extracellularly ATP-gated monoatomic cation channel activity. The transcript is spliced from 11 exons. The coding region runs from base 1 to 1326 and encodes 441 amino acids. NCBI's taxonomy places the organism in Eukaryota, Metazoa, Chordata, Actinopteri, Moronidae. The record is from RefSeq and is a predicted model, not a curated record.
AUGCCCAAACAACUAAUAACACUUAUUCAGCAUACUGAAUUCUGGUGUCUGGAUGAAUGUCUCAGGUGGGUGUUUGUGGUGAAGAAAGGUUACCAGGAGAGAGAUGAGGCCAUCCAGUCCUCAGUCAUCACCAAGCUUAAAGGUGUCACUAUGACCAACACCUCUGACUCAGGCUUUCACCUGUGGAGUGCUGAGGAUUACGUCAUACCCCCGAAUGGUGAGCAGGUGUUCUUCAUAGUAACAAAUUACAUAGAGACCCCAAACCAGAAGCUGGGCUUAUGUCCUGAGAGUUACAAGGUGCCAGAUGGACAGUGUCAGAGCGAUGAUGACUGUGUGGAGGGAGAGACUGUAAUAGCUGGCCAUGGAAUCAAGACUGGCUUGUGUUUAAACAGCACUGGGACCUGUGAGAUUCAUGCCUGGUGUCCUGUUGAAUACAGCAAGAGACCCACAGAGCCCUUACUGAGUGAAGCCGAAAACUUUACCAUCUACAUCAAGAAUUUCAUCAGGUUUCCCAAAUUUGAAUUCUCCAAGUCCAAUGUACUUGACACCGCUAAUGACAGCUACCUAAAAAAAUGCUACUACGACAGAGAGACCCAUCUGUACUGCCCCAUCUUCCGCCUCGGGGAGCUGGUCAGCUGGACGGGAAAUGACUUCCAGGAAAUGGCUGUCAAGGGUGGGUCUGUCGGUAUUCUAAUCGAGUGGAACUGUGACCUGGAUAAGGACUCUUCACAGUGUAAUCCAGAGUACAGCUUUACCCGUUUAGACAUGAACUUGAACAACUCGGUCACAUCAGGAUACAACUUCAGAUAUACAAGGUAUUACAAGGAUCAAAAGGGUGAGACCUAUCGCACUUUGUUUAAAGUUUAUGGGAUUCGCUUCGAUAUAAUGAUCAAUGGCCAGGCUGGGAAAUUCAAUAUUGUUCCCACAAUAAUUGCCAUUGGUUCGGGUGUUGCCCUGCUGGGUGCAGGAGCCUUUGCAUGUGAUAUGAUACUACUAUACAUGAUGAACACGAGCUCCUUCUACCGAGAGAGGAAGUUUGAAAUCAUCAACUUCAAGAAAGACCGGACCAAACCCAAGGAUGGGAAGGCAGGACACCGGGAAAGGAGAUCCAAGAAACCAGCUGCAGAGAAAGGGGACGCCAACUCCACCAAAAAUCCAGAGGAAACUGAAGCCAAUGUGGGAUCUUCUUCCACCGCAGAGAGCCAGCUGCCUGUGGACAGUCGAGGUCCCACCAUUCCACGCAACGCAGGACAGCGAUACUCUGCCAUUCUCUCUACCCAAGGUGCAGAGCCAAGGCAUCAUAUCACUUUUGCUUCACACAAUUAAGUUUUUAAGCAGAGCAAGACAGAUCACCUGCUGUGGGCUCGUUUAUGUUGCAAGAGGUGGAACCAAAGGUCAGACUGAUGUCCACUUCUCACCUACUGGCACGACUGCUGGCAUGCCACUAGCCUGAGUGAUGUUUUCCCUGACGGAAGAGAUGUUGGUCCACACCGACGCUGCUGUAGGAAUUCACAGAAAGGUUCAGUGGCUGGGUCAGGAUCCAGAGGUGGGAUGUGGGAGGUUACAACAGGUCCAUAAAUAAGGAUAAGCCAAAGUACUGUGAUAAUGCUGAUGCAAUUAGCAGAGUGACAUAAAAUUAUUCAUGUAAGACUUUAAGUGAAUUACCGAAUGUUUGCUAAUUACUGCUUUACAAAUGCAAAGAAUUCAUUGUCUUUGUUUCAUGUCAUAAAUUUAUAUUUUCUAGCUUUUUUUGGCUGUUGAUCAGACUAAUGAAGCAUAAUUUAUAGUUUGAGUAAUACAUGAUGGGCCUUAGUUUUUGUUUUUUUUCUUCUCCAUUUUAUGGAUAAAAUUUUGAAAAUUCCAGCAAAAAGUCUGACAUGAUAGAUUCACUGACAAUGAAAAUUGCAGCCCUACAUUUUAUGCCAAAUUUUCACCAUGGACCUUAAAUAUAAGCUUGGAUUAGGUCAAAUAAACACUGUAAAACAAUCUGCAACAGACCUUACAAAUUCAAUGUCGGUCAUGAGAGAGAUGAUUUUGUAAGCGUGGAUUCUAAAAGGGAAAAAUACUGUACUUGGAAACAAUAUGGAAGAAAAUGUGUGAAUGGUCUUAACUGUUAGUAUUUUGGUUGGAUGCAUCAUGUACCUGUGUAGUGACUCUAUUAGUUAGACACCACUGAUGUGUUUCAUGCUAUAUGCUGAGUUGGCUGUGCUGGUUGUGAUGCUUAUAUCGGCCACGCGAUGACUACAACACAAUCUUACUCAGAGUAGAAUGUAUUUGUGUCUGUUAAUGAACGGUGCAUGGAC